This is a messenger RNA of Myripristis murdjan (pinecone soldierfish), 2451 nucleotides long. RefSeq names its product non-SMC condensin I complex, subunit H (gene ncaph). Bases 114 to 2210 code for a protein of 698 amino acids. The record is from RefSeq and is a predicted model, not a curated record. NCBI's taxonomy places the organism in Eukaryota, Metazoa, Chordata, Actinopteri, Holocentriformes, Holocentridae. Gene Ontology annotation, cellular component: condensin complex. The transcript is spliced from 18 exons. Gene Ontology annotation, molecular function: chromatin binding. Gene Ontology annotation, biological process: mitotic chromosome condensation.
AACCGUUCGGCGCAAAAAUUCAAAAGGCGAACAGGAAAUAGAACUGAAGUCUCACCUUUUCCGACCGACCACAAAUAAAGAAGAGUGGCGUUUUUAACAUAUUUGGAGUUAAGAUGAGUGCGGCCUCCACACCCAUGUCCCGGGUGCGUCCUGGGUGGGCAUCUUCGUCCCUGAAGAACAAGGGUCUGUCCCCUGCAGCCUGCAGCACCCCACUGCUGGCAGCCUUCCCUGGCAACGAUGACGAACAGGAGAGGCGCCAGCGGCGAAGGUCCCGCGUCAUUGACCUCCAGACAGCUACUGACUCCUCUCUCAAUGAGUCAGCAUCCCACAGUGCCUCUGGGACUCCUGCUGCUGUGCCUAAAUUGUCAAAUGCACAGAUUUCAGAGCAUUACUCGACUUGCAUCAAACUCUCCACGGAGAAUAAAAUUACCACAAAAAAUGCCUUUGGUUUGCAUCUGAUUGAUUACAUGGCUGAUAUUCUCAAACAGAAGGACUCUGAGCUCACAAACUUCAAGGUGGCAGCUGGCACUUUGGAUGCAAGCACCAAGAUUUAUGCUGUCAGGGUGGACGCCGUUCAUGCUGAUGCCUAUAGGGUGCUAGGUGGCUUGGGAUCUGAAACAAAGCCUGGAGAAGAACAUGGUCCAGGGGCGGGGGGAGAAGUGGAGGGAAGCGCAGUGGAGGAACUGGCCGCCAAACAGCCAAAGAAGAAGAGACCUCCAAAGAAGACUGUGGAGCAGAACCUGGGCAACAUCAACAGCUCCGAGUCUGAGAGGAAGUGUGAGGUGGACCCCAUGUUUCAGAGGAUGGCCUCGUCUUUCGAUGAGAGCAGCACGGCAGGUGUCUUCCUGUCGGUCCUCUUCAGUGAGGACAGUCGCUGUGAGCUGCUCUUCCCCUCCCACCUGACCCUGCUCCAGUCUAGACCCUCCUACACCCCCCCACCCCCACAGCAAGUCCCUGCAUCACCAUUUAUGGGUGGUCUGCAGCGCUCUCAGGAGAAAAGCUCUAUCUGCCCCUCACUGCAGGACUUCUCCUUCACCAGCUGGAACCCUGAGCAGACCAUGAACCAGCUGCUGGAGAAGAUGAAGCAGGGUGAACAUGUGUUUGAUUUGAACGCCGCACCAGAGCCAGAGCCUGAGGACGACGACUGCCAGGACUUUGGCCAGGAUUUUGAUGCUGACUACGAGGAGGGACAGGGUGAAUGUGCGGAUGGGCCCAAGGAGUACAAGGAAGGCUGUGAGGCUUCUGGUCCCAGCAAAGGACGGGACGUGAUUCCCAUUGGGGAGGCAGACAUUGCCACCAUGUGUCUGCAGCUAUCCUCUCAGCCCAGGGAGUACUCCUACUUCAGCCCCAGGACCAUGGCCACAUGGGCCGGGCCCGGCUACUGGCAGUUCAAACCAAAGCACAAAUUGGACCAUUUGCCGGACAAGGAGACACGUAAAAGGAAACCCAAGAAGACCUUUGAAAUAGACUUCAACGAUGAUGUCAACUUUGACACCUACUUCCGCACUACCAGAGCUGCCACCACUAACAGCAAGUCUGCCCUCAGUGCCAGUAACAAGAAAACCACUCUACCAGCAGACUUCCAGUUCCCACCUGAGACCCUGUCCCAACUCAGCCUGAAACCCUCCAGCACGUUGAGUCAAGAAGGCCAAAAGAGGUUGUCUGGCGAGUUAGGAGAAGGCAUCGGCGACUACGACUACAACAACGCCAACGACACAGCCAACUUCUGCCCUGGUCUUCAGGGUGGUGACAGUGACGAUGAUGUUGAAGGGUUUGCUGGUUCAGACGACACCCAGCCCUCAGUUGACAACUUACCUCUUUCCUUGCAAGACCCAGAAGGAAUCUCCACCUAUGGGGAGGACGAUCUGGUGCCCGAGCCACACAGGGUCAACAAGAUUGAAAUCAACUAUGCCAAGACAGCCAAGAAAAUGGACAUGAAGAGACUGAAGAACAGCAUGUGGACUCUUUUGACUGAAAGCCCAGAAAAACCCUCAGAGAAGGCUGAGACCUUGGAGACAUCAGAGGUACCUGGGGAGAAAGUCUUCAGUGAGACCACAGAGACGCUUCUACAAAGGCUGCCCAACACAAUGGCACAGAACCUGUCCGUGCCUCUGGCAUUUGUCGCCCUGCUUCACCUCGCCAACGAAAAGAAUUUGGAGCUGGUGAAGGUUGACGACAUGUCAGACAUCAUCAUCAGACAAGGUCUCUGAGAAGAGCUACAUAAUUGAAUACAGAGAGUGGUUGCUAUUGUUUUUCUCUUAUUCUCUCCCUUUUUACUGUGUAUAAGUCUUAUGUAGUUUUUAUUCUUUUAAGUAUCUGAACUUUUGUUUCUUAACUUUCCUUUUACUCUACACUUUUCUGCUUUUCCUUUUGUGUAGAUAACUCAAAUGCUCCACCUCAUCCUCUCAGCAAAUGUACAUUAUCAAAAGAAAUAAAGGCUUUUCUACAGAA